AUGAGCAACCUCCAAUCUGGCUCCGGCGCGCCAAACGCCACCCCCGGCGGCGGCAAGGAGCCCGGCCUGCGAUACCCCAGCAAUGGAAAGACUAUCUACCAUCGGCCGCUGAACCGCUCCAAGACUGCUGAGCUUAGCCAGGCGAGCUUUGCGUAUUUAUUUGGGGAGAUGGUCACGUAUGCGCAGCGACGCGUCAAGGGCAUCCAGGAGCUAGAGCAGCGCCUCAACCUUCAAGGCCACUCGAUCGGCCUAAAACUCCUCGACCUCCUCCUCUUCCGCGAGCCAGCACGCACACAGCUCCGCCCUCUGAACGUCAUCGCGCUCCUCCACUUCAUCAAGCAAAACGUAUGGCAGCACCUCUUCAACCGACAGGCGGACCGUCUCGAAAAGUCGGCCAACCCCGAGACGCCCGACGAAUACAUGAUCAUCGACAACGAGCCGCUGGUGAAUCAGUACAUCAGCGUGCCCAAGGAGAUGAGCCAGCUCAACUGCGCCGCCUUUGUCGCCGGCGUCGUAGAGGGCGUGUGCGACGGGGCGGAUUUCCCCGCGAGGGUUACGGCGCAUACGGUUGCCGAGGGCGAGAUGUGGCCUGGCAAGACGGUGUUUUUGGUCAAGUUUCGAUCCGAGGUGCUGGAGAGGGAGGGAUUCCUGGGUAAGAGCUAG
Fusarium keratoplasticum is the source of this 663-nucleotide messenger RNA. Its product is annotated as Trafficking protein particle complex subunit. NCBI's taxonomy places the organism in Eukaryota, Fungi, Ascomycota, Sordariomycetes, Hypocreales, Nectriaceae. The transcript has 2 exons. The coding region runs from base 1 to 663 and encodes 220 amino acids. Gene Ontology annotation, biological process: endoplasmic reticulum to Golgi vesicle-mediated transport. Gene Ontology annotation, cellular component: TRAPPI protein complex; TRAPPIII protein complex; TRAPPII protein complex. The record is from RefSeq and is a predicted model, not a curated record.